AUGGGGACAAAAAAGAAAGAGAAGGGAAUUCCGGCGAAUCGCAGAAGCGUUCCACCUCCGCCACCUAUGCCUCCUAAGCCAACCAAAAUUCGACGGCGAACGAGCGAGGUUGCCGGCGGUGCGACGGCAGAGUGCGCGGCGGUGUUCUGCUGCUUGCCGUGCGCCGUUAUGGACCUGCUGGUUCUGGCGACGUACAAGUUGCCGGCGGGGCUGGUGAAGAAGGCGAUGAUGAAGAGAGACCGGCAGCGCAUGCAGAAGAAGAAGAGGACGCAGACGCAGAACAAGCAAAACGGCGGCGUCGGCGUGAUGGCGCCAGAGAAUGAGAAGAAGGAAGGGCUGACGCUGCUGGAGGAGCACCUGGCGACGGAGGAGGUGAAUAGGAAAUCGGCGGCGGAGAAGGAUGAUAUGGAAGAAGAAAUGUGGGCCCAAUUUAACGGAAUGGGGUUCUGGAGAAGCACUUCGCAACGCAGUUUGCAACUGCCUCAACUAACUCAGCAAAUGUCCAAACUGCAAACAGCUGGCGAUGAGGAUCGCAUUGUCUUAGGAGGGAAUGGCUUUGUUGGUUCUGCCAUAUGCAAGGUAGCAGUACCCAAGGUCAUAGAAGUUAUAAGCCUAAGCAGGCUUAACUCGCAUUAUUGA
Arachis stenosperma is the source of this 639-nucleotide messenger RNA. RefSeq lists its product as uncharacterized. The coding region runs from base 1 to 639 and encodes 212 amino acids. The record is from RefSeq and is a predicted model, not a curated record. NCBI's taxonomy places the organism in Eukaryota, Viridiplantae, Streptophyta, Magnoliopsida, Fabales, Fabaceae. The transcript has 3 exons.